AUGUGUGGGGUUGGCAGAACUCCUGUAUUUCACUAUUUGUGGAAAGAAAGUAUUAUCCCUUUCCCGUGUUUGAGACCCGUCCACUGGAGUGAGGACGCUUGUGGACCGUGGCUUCUCCUUCAAAGCUGCUCGCCUGGAGUCAUUACAGACGUGAGUCCAGUUCUGUGUUCUAAUGUGGCGCUGUUGAUCUGCCCUCGCUGA
Molecule: messenger RNA, 201 nt
Organism: Knipowitschia caucasica
Lineage: Eukaryota; Metazoa; Chordata; Actinopteri; Gobiiformes; Gobiidae
Source: the annotation of a GenBank genome assembly